Molecule: messenger RNA, 6467 nt
Organism: Cucurbita moschata (crookneck pumpkin)
Lineage: Eukaryota; Viridiplantae; Streptophyta; Magnoliopsida; Cucurbitales; Cucurbitaceae
Product: leucine-rich repeat receptor-like serine/threonine-protein kinase BAM1
Exons: 4
Coding region: 162-6113 (1983 amino acids)
Biological process (GO): protein phosphorylation
Molecular function (GO): receptor serine/threonine kinase binding; ATP binding; protein kinase activity
Source: RefSeq, a predicted model, not a curated record
GUGCGACAUGAUUCACUUUAUUGAGGUCCCCCCGGCCCCCGCCCCAAACCCACUUGUUCUUCUCACUCAGCUCUCUCGCUCGUCUUCCUCUUCCUCCCAUUACAAACUCACUCUUUAGUAUUUGCACAAAUCGCUGAUUCAGAAACGAAUCUGCAAACAAAAUGCGUCUUCUUCCUCUUCUUCUCCUUUGUCUUCUGCAACUUCACAUUCACCAUUGUUGUUCAGCUCGUGUUUCUGAGUAUCGAGCUCUGCUCUCGCUUAGAACCUCCAUUUCUGGUGACCCCAAAUCCUCGCUCUCUUCGUGGAAUGCUUCCACCAGUCACUGUACUUGGUUUGGGGUUACUUGCGAUGUUCGUCGCCAUGUCACUGCCCUUGACCUCUCUGGUCUCGGGCUUUCUGGUUCUCUUUCGCCUGAUGUGGCCUAUUUGAGGUUUCUUACUAAUCUUUCUCUUGCGUCCAAUGAUUUCUCGGGUCCAAUCCCGCCGGAGAUUUCUUCCAUUUCUUCUCUUCGGUUCCUGAACCUGUCUAAUAAUGUCUUCGAUGGGUCGUUCCCUACGCAGCUUUCGCAGCUUCGGAAUCUGCAGGUUCUUGAUUUGUAUAACAACAAUAUGACUGGGGAUUUCCCCAUUGUCGUUACUGAAAUGAUGAGCCUCCGCCAUUUGCAUUUGGGUGGAAAUUUCUUCGCCGGAGCGAUUCCGCCGGAAGUCGGUCGGAUGGAGUCCUUGGAGUACUUUGCGGUUUCUGGUAACGAACUCGGCGGUUCCAUACCGCCGGAAAUCGGGAACUUGACGAAUCUUCGUGAGCUUUACAUUGGCUACUUCAACGCGUACGUCGGCGGGAUUCCGGCUGAGAUUGGGAAUUUGUCGGAGUUGGUACGGUUGGACGCGGCCAACUGUGGACUCUCUGGUCGGAUUCCACCGGAGCUCGGAAAGCUGAAGAACCUGGAUACGCUGUUUCUUCAAGUAAAUGGUCUAUCUGGGCCAUUGACGCCGGAGAUUGGAGAGUUGAAUGGCUUGAAAUCGUUGGAUUUGUCGAACAAUAUGCUUGUGGGUGAGAUUCCCAGCUCGUUCUCCGAUCUCAAGAACUUGACGCUGUUGAAUCUGUUUAGAAACAAGCUUCAUGGAGCGAUUCCUUCCUUUAUUGGGGACUUGCCAAAGCUGGAGGUGUUGCAGUUAUGGGAGAAUAAUUUCACGGAAGCGAUUCCACAGAACCUGGGCAAGAACGGAAUGCUUCAGAUUUUGGAUCUUUCUUCCAACAAGCUCACCGGAAAUCUUCCUCCCGAUAUGUGCUACGGUAAUCGCCUUCAAACUCUCAUCGCAUUGAGCAAUUUCUUGUUUGGUCCAAUCCCAGAGUCGCUAGGCAAAUGUGUUUCGCUUAAUCGGAUUCGUAUGGGGGACAAUUUUCUUAAUGGAUCUAUCCCAAAGGGGCUUCUCAGUCUGCCGGACCUCUCUCAGGUUGAGUUACAGGACAAUUACCUCUCCGGCGAGUUCCCUGUAACCGAUUCAAUCUCCGUCAAUCUGGGCCAGAUUAGUCUCUCGAACAAUCGCCUCUCCGGGUCGAUUCCACCCACUAUCGGCAACUUCUCCGGCGUCCAGAAACUACUCCUCGACGGAAAUAAAUUCUCCGGUCAAAUCCCACCUGAGAUUGGGCGGUUACAGCAACUCUCAAAGAUUGAUUUCAGUAACAACAAGUUUUCAGGUCCAAUCGCACCGGAGAUUAGCCAAUGCAAGCUGCUAACCUUCGUCGAUCUCAGUCGGAACGAGCUCUCCGGUGAAAUUCCAAACGAGAUUACGAGUAUGAGAAUAUUGAAUUACCUAAAUCUUUCAAAGAACCAUUUAAUCGGUGGAAUCCCAGCUUCCAUAGCCAGUAUGCAGAGUUUGACCUCUGUAGAUUUCUCAUACAACAACCUCUCCGGCUUAGUUCCGGGAAGUGGGCAAUUCAGCUACUUCAAUUACACAUCGUUUCUGGGCAAUCCUGAUCUCUGCGGCCCAUAUUUAGGACCAUGCAAAGAUGGGGUCGCCAAUAGCAAUUACCAACAACAUGUAAAAGGUCCCUUCUCUGCUUCCCUUAAGCUCCUCCUUGUAAUUGGUCUGCUUCUUUGCUCAAUUGCAUUUGCAGUGGCUGCAAUCAUCAAAGCUCGAUCAUUGAAGAGAGCCAGUGAGUCUCGGGCUUGGAAAUUAACAUCCUUCCAACGCCUAGAUUUCACAGUUGAUGAUGUUCUUGAUUGCUUGAAAGAGGACAACAUCAUUGGAAAAGGAGGUGCUGGAAUUGUGUAUAAAGGGGCGAUGCCUAGUGGUGACCACGUUGCUGUCAAAAGACUGCCGGUAAUGAGCCGAGGGUCUUCCCACGACCAUGGAUUCAACGCUGAGAUACAAACUCUUGGGAGGAUUCGACAUAGACACAUUGUUAGGUUAUUGGGAUUUUGUUCAAAUCAUGAGACAAAUCUUUUGAUUUAUGAGUAUAUGCCUAAUGGGAGCCUGGGGGAAGUUCUUCAUGGGAAAAAAGGAGGUCACUUACAAUGGGACACAAGGUAUAAGAUUGCCAUUGAAGCUGCCAAAGGGCUUUGCUAUCUCCAUCAUGAUUGCUCGCCGCUCAUUGUUCAUCGAGAUGUCAAAUCAAACAACAUACUUCUUGACACUAAUUUUGAAGCUCAUGUAGCUGAUUUUGGCCUGGCCAAGUUCUUGCAGGAUUCCGGCACUUCUGAGUGCAUGUCUGCCAUUGCUGGUUCUUAUGGAUAUAUUGCUCCAGAAUACGCUUACACGCUGAAAGUUGAUGAGAAGAGUGACGUGUAUAGCUUUGGAGUUGUGCUCUUAGAGCUUGUCAGCGGAAGAAAACCGGUCGGAGAAUUCGGGGACGGUGUUGACAUAGUCCAAUGGGUUAGAAAAAUGACAGACUCAAACAAGGAAGAGGCAGUGAAAAUCCUUGAUCCAAGGCUGUCCUCCAUCCCUCUCCAUGAAGUGUCACACGUCUUCUAUGUUGCAAUGCUGUGCGUCGAAGAACAGGCGGUGGAGCGCCCGACGAUGCGGGAAGUGAUCCAAAUCCUGUCGGAGAUCCCACAGCCACCAUGUUCAAAACCAGGAGACUCAGCACUCCCAAACUCCUCACCACCACCUGCAGCAGGGGCAGUAGCAUUGGACCCUCCAACAACAGGAACCAAGAACAAAAAGGAGCAGCAGCAGCAGCAGCCGCCACCGGAUCUUCUUAAUCAAAAUUCAAAAGAAGAAAUGACAAACAGAAAGCAUUCAAAAUUUGUAUGCAAAAAGAUGAGAUUUUUUGCCAUUAUUCUCCUUCUGCACCUGCAAAUUCUGCAACUUUACUUUUCCCCUGCCUUCUCUGCAUCCCUGACUGAAUCACAGGCCCUUCUCUCCUUCAAAAACUCCAUCUCCGAUGACCCUCGUUCUUCUCUCUCCUCCUGGAACGCCGCCGUCGACCCCUGUACCUGGGCUCGCGUCACAUGCGAUGCCCGUGGCCAUGUCCUCGCCCUCCACCUCUCUUCUCUCGACCUUUCCGGCACCCUUUCUCCUCAUCUUGCCUCUCUUCCGUUUCUCACCAAUGUUUCCUUCCAACUCAACAAAUUCUCCGGCGGAAUCCCCCCGGAGUUUGCCUCCAUGUCUUCUCUCCGCCAUCUUAAUCUCUCUAGCAACCUCCUCAACGGCUCGAUUCCUAGCGAGUUUUCGCAGCUGAAGAAUCUACAAGUUCUCGAUGUUUAUAACAACAACAUGACCGGCGUUUUCCCCAGAGUCGUCACUGAAAUCCCCAAUCUUCGCCAUUUACACCUUGGGGGAAAUUUCUUCUCCGGUCGAAUCCCUCCGGAGAUUGGACGCUUGCAGUUCUUGGAGUUUCUGGCGAUUCAUGGUAACGACCUUGAAGGUCCGAUUCCGGCAACGAUCGGAAACUUGACGAACCUUCGACAACUCUUCAUUGGUUACUACAACACCUUCGUCGGUGGAAUACCAGCGGCGAUAGGAAACUUAUCGGAGUUAGUUCUGUUAGACGCCGCGAGCUGUGGUUUGUCCGGAAAGUUCCCGCCGGAGCUCGGAAAGUUGCAGAAGCUCACUAAACUAUUCCUUCAAGAAAAUGCUCUGUCUGGAUCAUUAACAGAGCUAGGAGGAUUGAAGAACAUACAAUCAUUGGAUAUAUCAUGCAAUAUGCUUGUUGGUGAAAUACCCAUCUCUUUUGCAGAGUUCAAGAACUUGACACUAUUGCACCUUUUCGACAAUAAGCUCUCCGGUGAGAUUCCGGGAUUCAUGGGUGACCUCCCAAACUUAGAGAUAUUGCAAUUAUGGAACAAUAAUUUCACUGGUUCGAUUCCUCCGAAUUUGGGGAAGAACAAACUGCUUCUGUUUCUCGAUCUUGCUUUCAACCAGUUGACAGGCACAAUUCCUUCUGAAAUUUGCCAUGGCGAUCAUCUUGAAGUUUUGAUCCUUAUGGGCAAUUCCUUACAUGGUUCCAUCCCAGAAUCGUUAGGAAAUUGUACAUCGCUUAGGCGUAUACUUCUGUGGGGCAACGCUCUCAAUGGAUCAAUUCCAAAGGGGCUUUUGGGUUUGCCAAAUCUCACUCAAAUUGAUUUGCACGACAAUUUUCUCUCCGGAGAACUUCCCAUUACCGAUUCAGCCUCAGUUAACCUUCUUCAGAUCAGUUUAUCCAACAAUAUGAUCUCUGGAUCUUUGCCGCCCACCAUCGGCAACCUUCUGGCUGUCCAGAAGCUUCUUCUUGAUCGGAAUAAGUUUUCCGGUGAGAUUCCUUCGACGAUUGGGAGAUUACAGCAACUAUCUCGGAUAAAUUUCAGCCAGAAUAAAUUCUCCGGUAGAAUUGUGCCGGAGAUAAGUGAGUGCAAGCACUUGAUCUUCCUUGAUCUUAGUGGAAAUGAGCUUUCAGGUGAAAUUCCUAAUAAUAUUACCAACAUGAAAUUAUUGACAUACAUGAAUCUUUCAAGAAACCAUUUAGUUGGGUCAAUUCCUGCUUCCAUAGUUCAUAUGCAGAGCUUAACUUCUGUGGAUUUUUCAUAUAACAAUCUCUCUGGUUUGGUUUUGGGAACUGGGCAAUUUGGUUACUUCAAUUACACAUCAUUUCUUGGCAACCCUUAUCUGUGUGGAGCCUAUUUAGGGCCUUGCAAUCAUCAAGAACAUAUGAAGGUCUCCCUCUCAACUCCUCUCAGGCUCCUCCUAGUUUUUGGAUCGUUUUUCUGUUUAUUUGCUUUGACUGUUGCUUUGAUCUUCAAAGUUCGGUCAUUGAGGAGAGCAAGGGAGUUUCAAGGAUGGAGAUUAACAGCCUUCCAACGCUUGGGUUUCUCGGUUGAUGAGGUCUUGAAUUGCCUUAAGAAGGAAAAUGCUAUUGCAAAAGGAGGUUAUGGCACGGUAUAUGAAGGAGUGAUGCCUAGUGGUGAUCAGGUCACUGUGAAGAGACUUCCAAAGAUGAGCGAUGGGUGUUCUAAUGACGACGGGUUCGAUACCGAGAUACAAGCUCUUGGGAGGAUUCGACACCGUCACGUUGUUAGAUUAUUGGGUUUUUGUUCAAACCAUGACACUGGUCUUUUGGUAUAUGAGUACAUGCCUAAUGGGAACCUCUAUGAGGUUCUUCAUGGCAAGAAAGGAGGCCAUUUGCUUUGGGAUACGAGGUACAAGAUAGCCAUUGGAAUUGCGAAUGGACUCUGCUACCUUCACCACCAUUGCUCACCGCCGAUCGUUCAUCGAGAUGUGAAAUCGAACAACAUUAUGCUCGACACCAAUUUUGAUCCUCAGCUUGCCAAUUCUGGGCUCGCGAAGUUCUUACAAGAUGCGGGCACAUUGGAUCGAUCAGCUCUUGCACCAGAACAUGUCGACGAGAAGUGGGAUGUAUAUAGCUUUGGCGUCGUCCUCUUCGAACUUGUUAGCGGUAGGAAUCCAGUUGGUGAAUUAAGCGACGGUGUGGACCUAGUCGAAUGGGUUAGAAAAAUGACGAACUCAGAAAAGGAAGGAAUACAUAAAAUGGUUGAUCAAAGACUCUCUUGUGUCCCCCUCGACGAGGUGAUGCACGUUCUCAACGUCGCCAUGCUCUGCACCGAAGAAGAGGCAGCAAAGCGCCCCACGAUGCAGGAAGUCGUGCGAAUCUUAUCGGAGCAUCAGCAACAAUGAUUCUCAAACGAGGUAGAGAUAGCUGAAUCAUGAUCAUAGUGUUCAGUUGAACACGAGAAGUUACUGUUUUAGAGUCUCCUGCUAGAACAAAAAGCAAGCAUUAUGCAUUCACAGGCAGCCUUGUCUCUUGAAGCAUGUGCUGAUGAUGUGUGUUAGGAAUUAGGAGUGUAUGUACCUGCAAGUGUGUGUCUGCUUUUUGGGGUUUUUGUUGGGAUGGGAUGGGCUAUGGCAUCCUCCUACUGUGCGAUGUACUGCUAGUGGUACCAUCUCCCACUACAUAAACACACUGCUCUUUCAGUAUUGUUCACCUUCUGUACUUGUACUAAAAAAAAACUCAUGAAUUUCAGUUUUCUU